AAAUAACUCGAAAUAACACGUGUGGAGGGGUGCAUACGACAACGUUUCUAUAUGACUGGACAGUUUAUAUUAGUGGUUUCGUGCAGUUAGACGACAUAGAAGGUUAAACGUUAUGAUUAUGUUAUCAUAUGCAUAUGAAGCUUUAUGCUCUAAUCAGUGAAUACGUACUUAUUACUUUAGCUAGAGGUGUCAACGUGCACCUAGAUGUAAACAUCCACUUAUCACAGGGGAAUGAGCUAUUGGUGACAGACUUUGAUCAUUCUGAUGUCAUCUACAAGAACAGCACUCCUGAUGGGGAAGAUGGGAUUUGGAUCAUACUGCCAGCGAAGACUGCUUCAUCAAAUAACAAAAAGAAGCAGAGUAAUCAUGGAGCGUAAACAAAAUCUAUUGCGAGUUGUGGGCUUGCAUGUUGAGGCCCCUUCUGACACCUCAGUAGGAUCUAUUGAUUGUGACAGGAUCAAAAGUUUCCAACAGCAUGUUCCUGUAAUGGCAGAGAUGGUGAUGGAACAUCUCCAACCAAAAAAUGAACAGCUUUACAUUGACAUGACCUUUGGUGGUGGAGGUCACACCAGAAAUAUACUCUCUCACGCACCCAAGGCAAGAGUGAUAUGUGUCGAUCGGGAUCCAACAGCCAUCUCUAUAGCCCAGGAACUGGCCAAGAGCUUCAGUCCUGGCCAGAUCCUGACCUGUCACUCAAAGUUUUCACUGAUCCACACACUCCUGCCCGAGUUAGGCGUGACCCCCGGUACAGUGAAUGGUGUGCUGUUUGAUGUUGGGGCAUCAUCCAUGCAGUUUGAUGAAGGAAAGCGUGGUUUCGCCCUCAGUGUAGACGGACCACUGGACAUGAGGAUGGACCAAAGCAGUAAUAACAAGGAACCCACAGCAGCUGAUAUCGUUAAUAGUUUUGAUGAGCAAGAGCUGGGGUUCAUCAUCAAGAGAUACAGUGGGGAGAAGAGUGCCAUGAAGAUUGCUCAUGCCAUUGUGGAGGCACGCUCAGCGUUUGGUAGAAUCUCCCGUACACAACAGUUGGCCGACAUCAUUGCCAGUGCCUUCCCAGAAAUUUUACAUUAUGGUCGGAAGGACAAAUUAAAACGUUCCUCUCAUGUAGCUACACAGACAUUCAUGGCACUGCGGAUAUUCGUAAACAAUGAGUUGAAUGAGUUAAACAAUGGACUGGAAGUGGCGAAUCAUUAUCUCCGACCAGGCGGAAGAUGUGUGACCUUGACCUUUCACUCCUUAGAGGACCGCAUCGUUAAACGGCACUUUCAUGACAUAGAUUUGGACACUAAACCUAACCUAAGUCUCCGUCAAAUGAGAUACAACCAGGUUUCCACUGCUGAAAUGAAACAGAUUCUGAACAAAAAAUGGGAGCCAAUGAGCAAGCGGAUUGUUGUCCCUUCACCCUCUGAAUGUGAAAGUAAUCCACGUGCACGGUCUGCCAAGCUGCGUGCUGCUGUCAAAAGUUAAAAAGAAGAAAAAAAAAGAAAGUUGAGAGAAGAAAAAAGUAGAAGUGCUAAGUUUGAAAAUGCUCUUUUCAGAGGAACCGUUAAAUAUUUUGUUAAAAAACGAAAAGAGAGUAUUGUGACUACUAGCUGAAAGAAUAAAUAUAUUAACUGCC
Messenger RNA from Pecten maximus, 1618 nucleotides. RefSeq names its product probable methyltransferase-like protein 15. NCBI's taxonomy places the organism in Eukaryota, Metazoa, Mollusca, Bivalvia, Pectinida, Pectinidae. Gene Ontology annotation, biological process: rRNA base methylation. Gene Ontology annotation, molecular function: rRNA (cytosine-N4-)-methyltransferase activity. Bases 265 to 1467 code for a protein of 400 amino acids. The transcript has 6 exons. The record is from RefSeq and is a predicted model, not a curated record.